Molecule: messenger RNA, 806 nt
Organism: Uranotaenia lowii
Lineage: Eukaryota; Metazoa; Arthropoda; Insecta; Diptera; Culicidae
Gene: awd
Product: nucleoside diphosphate kinase
Exons: 2
Coding region: 65-571 (168 amino acids)
Biological process (GO): GTP biosynthetic process; UTP biosynthetic process; CTP biosynthetic process
Molecular function (GO): nucleoside diphosphate kinase activity
Source: RefSeq, a predicted model, not a curated record
UCGUUUGCGGAAUCGUCAAAAGUGAUUUUCUUCCAACUGAAACAUUCCGUGCUGUGCAUUUUAUAUGAUCGGUUCGAUUCUUGCAUUUUUUUCAUUGUUUUCUUCAGCCAUGGCCGCCAACAAGGAGCGUACUUUCAUCAUGGUUAAGCCGGACGGUGUCCAGCGUGGACUCGUCGGCAAGAUCAUCGAGCGCUUCGAACAGAAGGGCUUCAAGCUGGUGGCCAUGAAGUUCAUGUGGCCAUCUAAGGAACUGCUUGAGAAGCACUACGCCGAUCUGUCCAGCCGUCCCUUCUUCCCAGGAUUGGUUAGCUACAUGAGCUCCGGUCCAGUAGUUCCAAUGGUCUGGGAAGGUCUUAACGUUGUCAAAACUGGUCGCCAGAUGUUGGGCGCUACGAAUCCUGCCGACUCUUUGCCAGGCACUAUUCGUGGAGACUUCUGCAUCCAGGUCGGUCGUAACAUCCUCCACGGUUCGGAUGCCGUUGAGUCUGCCAACAAGGAAAUUGGUCUCUGGUUUACCGAGAAGGAGCUGGUAUCCUGGACCCCGGCCGCCGAAGGAUGGGUUUAUGAAUAGAAUGUAUGUAGCUCAUCUUGCUCAGGGCGUGUUACUGCCUUCUAUUUAUCAACUUCUGAAUUACUCGUCUUACAUCUAAUGUAAUUGUAAUUUUAAGUACAAUCAAAGUAAAGUAAGGUCGUACCGUUAGUGGCAUGUUACAGUGGAAAGCCCGGAAUGAAAAUAAAUGAUAAAAUGCAAGACCGACAUAAUCAAAAUUGUUUCAACUGAAUAAAGACUAUCACAACACCCUUAA